UGUCAUAUAUAAACAAAAUUUUUUUCUUCCAACAAAAAAAUUUAAAUCGCAAAAGGUUUUUGUAAUGGUUAUAUUCCUAAGGAGACCUUACUUUAUACUUAAAGAUAUAACCAUGAAUAAUUCACAAAUAAAAACUUAUGUUAUGUUGGAAAACUCGGAGGAUUUGGAAAGUGACGAAAUUGCUGAUUACAGCAACGAACAGUUUGGCAUACGUGAAGUGUGGCGGUCUAACCUGGAAGACGAGUUCAAGGAGAUACGUCAAAUCGUACAGGAUUACAAUUACAUCGCUGUCGAUACUGAAUUUCCUGGAGUUGUUGCAUCACCGAUAGGCAACUUUACAAAUAACAAUUCAAACUUUCAUUACCAAAGUUUGCGUUGUAAUGUUAAUCUUCUGCAAAUUAUACAGUUAGGGUUGACAUUUAUGAACGAUUCUGGGAAUAGUCCAACGAAAUAUUCGACUUGGCAGUUCAAUUUUCAAUUUAAUUUGGAACACGACACCUAUGCAAGAGAUUCGAUAGACUUAUUAAGAAGAUCAGGUAUACAAUUCCAAAGACAUAGAAAAGAAGGUAUAGAUCCCACUGCAUUUGCAGAACUUCUCAUGGUUUCAGGUGUUGUGUUAAUGGAGGAAGUAAAUUUUUUAAGUUUUCAUUCUGGUUAUGACUUCGGUUAUCUGUUAAGACUUUUAACAAAUCAGGAUCUACCAGAAGAUGAGAAGGAAUUUUUUGAGUUACUGAAAACAUAUUUUCCAAAUAUAUACGAUAUAAAACAUUUAUUGAAAUUUAAUAAAAACCUGAAAGGAGGUCUACAACAUAUAGCAGAUAAAUUGUGUUUAGAACGCGUCGGACGAAAACAUCAAGCUGGCUCAGAUUCCCUUCUAACUGGUAUGAUUUUUUUUAAAAUGCGUAAAAUACACCGAGAAGAAAAUAAUUUAAGUUUCGAACCGACAUCUGUGUAUAUAGGAUAUAGUUAUAAUUAUAAUCGAGACACAGAAGUUGUGCCUGAACAUGAGCAUAAUAUUUCAAGUCCUUAACUAAAAAUUUUGUUACCAAAAUUUGGCAAAAAAUAAACAAAAAUUAAAGACGUUAAUAUAUAUUUUUUGA
Molecule: messenger RNA, 1100 nt
Organism: Teleopsis dalmanni
Lineage: Eukaryota; Metazoa; Arthropoda; Insecta; Diptera; Diopsidae
Product: CCR4-NOT transcription complex subunit 7-like
Exons: 1
Coding region: 65-1030 (321 amino acids)
Cellular component (GO): P-body; CCR4-NOT complex; CCR4-NOT core complex
Molecular function (GO): nucleic acid binding; poly(A)-specific ribonuclease activity
Source: RefSeq, a predicted model, not a curated record